Messenger RNA from Strongylus vulgaris, 528 nucleotides. The record is from the annotation of a GenBank genome assembly. NCBI's taxonomy places the organism in Eukaryota, Metazoa, Nematoda, Chromadorea, Rhabditida, Strongylidae.
AUGAUAGUAGAGGAAGUAAAAGUGGUGAAUCCUACGAAAUCAUCGGUCACUCUGCAAGUUGCUCGACACGAAGCUGUAGGUUGGACUGCAAACAAAACUGGUGAUACAGUUGUGUACACUAAAUCUUUUCCCUCUCACAUAUCUUCCCUACUGUCAGCUGUGAUUUGUUCAAAUGCCCCUGGAGAGCUGACAAUCGCUAGAAAAAGAGAAGAAACGUUACGCUUUGUCUGCGUAGUCGAACAACGGGAACUCUCUAGUAACAUGGCGAUGGAUACCACUCCUGUAUUACAUGAACUUGCAAGAGUAGUACUUUCGAAGUUUAGUCUUCUGAACAAGAUGGUAUCUUUAUCUGUCGAUAUUGAGCAUGAGAAUGCUUGGAGAAAGCUUAAUGUUCCCACAUUCUACCUGUCUCCAUCGAAGGCGCCAAAUGUUCUAAAUGGUGCUCAUAUUAACGCUACGAAGUAUAUUCUUCUCAGCAAUACGAAAGCGCCUCUAUUGGAGGAGUCCAUCCCUGAGGAUAAAAGAAAG